UCUGCAGUGUGGAGAAUGAUUGUAAUUCCAGGAAAACACCAGGUCCCACCUGGAAGUUAGCAGCUCUGUCAAGGGUUCUUCAUGUAGCAAAGAAAUGUCAACAUAGGCCCAACCUGUUUCUCCAGGGUGGCUGAGCAGAGAUGCAGUCUGCUGACACACAACCCAAAGUCCUCAGCUCUUGGUCCCCCCGUUGAUCCUGGCACGGCAGUCAGUGAAGCCAUGGCCCACGAUAACCCACGUUUCCAGGCCGAGCCGUCACAGCCGGAUAACAAGGAGGAAGGGGCAAACUCUGAGGCCAGUUCCCUAGACUGUGUCAUCUGCUUCACCCGCUAUGACCGAAUCUUCAAAGUGCCCAAGAAGCUGAGUUGCAGCCACAUCUUCUGCCUGGAGUGCCUGGCACGGAUCAAUGUCUCCUCUGAGGAUGUGAACGCCAUCACCUGCCCAGUCUGCCGGGCUCCUACCACCCUGCCUUCCCGCAAGGGCCUGCCGGGCCUUCCCACACACAGAGACCUGCUGGAGCAGCUCUCAGCCACGCCAGCCCCCCCUGGCUCAGUGCGCUUUGACCGUCGGCGGGGCUUGCUGUACCUGCCGGGGGGCCGCAAGGGUGCCGCUAAAGUCAGGGCCAAGCCCGAGGCUUCCCUCAACACUGUCAGCCUGAGCAUCGAUGUCGGGAGGCCAGCCCCGCGAGGAGCAGGCCGGAUGCUCACACUCUCUGGCUGGCCCUUCUACGUGGCCCUGGCAAUUGCCCUGCUGGUUACCAUUGGCUUAAUUAUCUGCGGCAUCUACAUCUUUCUGUUACCGUCCAUGUAUACUGUUUCGUUGAUGGGGCCGCAACAAGCAAACCUCAGCCAAGGGCAGGCUUCUGGAGGAAACAACUUUUCCUGGGUGAACGUCCCUCCAACGGUCUAAAACCUGCCAUCUUUAGUAUGACUGUACUAACUGCAGUACCUGUUUGUAGAGCACGGACAGGGUGGGGGCAAUCAAAUCUACCUGGGCCUGGCUGAAUUAGCCAUAGCUGUGAAGGGCACUUGAACUGACGACUUGGAGGUGCUGCUUGAACUCCCACAGGAAGGUCUCAUCACAGACGUGGGGGUGUGGGGAGAGAUCAUGUAGCCUGGAUAACGUAAUAUGGAUUAGUCACCAGCUUAAUCACCUGAUUGAACUAGAGCAGUGAGGUGAGAGUCGUUUCCCAGCUUCUUGGUGCAGAUUCACAUGUGAGGGAGGGAGGGAUUCUAAAUCCACCGACUCGCGAGUGUAGGGGCAAGAGUUCCUAGAGCGUAAUGAAUAUGACCAAGGAUGGGAAUUCAGGUGCGGAGUCGUAUUGCAUGCUUUUGACUCCCAGAUUAGUAUGAGACUAAUUGGCACUCUUGGCGUUCAAAAGCAGUGUGCCAG
Molecule: messenger RNA, 1392 nt
Organism: Gekko japonicus
Lineage: Eukaryota; Metazoa; Chordata; Lepidosauria; Squamata; Gekkonidae
Gene: RNF225
Product: ring finger protein 225
Exons: 2
Coding region: 220-909 (229 amino acids)
Biological process (GO): protein ubiquitination
Molecular function (GO): ubiquitin protein ligase activity
Source: RefSeq, a predicted model, not a curated record